Messenger RNA from Stylonychia lemnae, 1458 nucleotides. The record is from the annotation of a GenBank genome assembly. NCBI's taxonomy places the organism in Eukaryota, Ciliophora, Spirotrichea, Sporadotrichida, Oxytrichidae.
AUGCUCUUUCAACAGGUGAUUAGAGUCUCUGGAGAUACAGCAACAGAUGCUAUUAAACUAACUUAACAAAAGAAAUACUCAGGAACUGACAUAAAUAAUGUCGAAAAGUAUAAGUUAAAACAAAGAUACGCAUAUUUUAAGAAAUUUUACAACAUUUUUCAUGAUAAUCCUAGCUAAAAUCAAAUAGACGAAGGAAUAUUACUCUAUUUCAAGGCACCUCAUUCAUUUACUGGAGAAGAUAUGCUAGAAUUUUAAGUUCACGGAGGAAACGCUGUCAAAUAGCAAAUGCUGAUGGCAUUAUCCAGGUUUCCAACUUUUAGAUAAGCUGAGCCUGGAGAAUUCACCAAGAGAGCUUAUUUCAAUGGUAAGCUAGAUUUAGUGAAAGCAGAAGGCAUAAAUGACCUUAUAAAUGCUGAGUCAGAAUAGCAACUUAAACUCUCAAUGCAGCAACUCUAGGGAAGACAUUCAAAGCUCUAUAAUGAUCUCAGAACUAGACUGAUGAGAAUGCUAGCACAUGCUGAGGCAUAUAUAGAUUUUGAAGCAGAUGAGACUAAUGAUCUGAAGCCAGAAGUAUUUGUAGAGCUUGGCAAAGAAACUGAGAUAUUGUCCAAUCAAAUAAAGGGGUAUAUCAAAGACUCCGAGAUAGGAGAGGUAAUAAGGGAGGGAUUUAAAAUAUCAAUUAUUGGACCUCCAAAUGCAGGCAAGAGCACUUUAAUGAAUCUAUUAGCUAAAAGAAGGGUAUCAAUAGUGAGUGAAAUAGCAGGGACUACCAGAGAUUUGAUAAGCACCAAUAUCAACCUAUUCGGAUAUAACGUAAUAUUAGUUGAUACUGCUGGACUAAGGGAAUAAACUAGAGACAAUAUCGAGUAAUAGGGUAUUUAACUAGCUUAAAAAGAGGCUAAGUCUAGUCAUGGAGUGCUUAUUGUGCUUGAUAUAUAAGAUUUAGAAAAGGUGGAUGACGGUUCUUACAUAAUGAAAGAAGAUUAGCAAUUGAUAGUAAAUGAGAUAACGCAGAGUUAAGACCCAAUAAUUGUCAUAAAUAAAAUAGACCUUUAUUCAGAUAGCAAUUGCCAACCAUCAAAUACCCAAGAUUAUUGUAAAUUAGUCCUAAAAAACGGUCUUAGUUAUAAAGCUCUUAAUGUCUCUUUUAAAGACCAAUUAAAUCUUGAGAAGCUCUAUGAAAAAUUGGAGCAAUUUGUUAAGAACAAAAUUAGCACAUCUUAAUUUGACAUCAACAAUCUAAAUGCUGAUGAUUUUCUAAUAUCUAGGCAGAGACACAGAGAACUGCUAGAGUAAACACUGCAGCAUUUGGAAAACUUUAGAAGAGACGAUCUCUUUCCAGAUAUGCUGGUCGAGGAACUAAGAGCAGCUGUGAUAUGCAUAGGCAGAAUCACGGGACAUAUUGAUGUAGAGGAUAUACUUGAUAUACUAUUCAAAGAGUUUUGUAUCGGAAAAUGA